This is a messenger RNA of Adineta ricciae, 1875 nucleotides long. The record is from the annotation of a GenBank genome assembly. NCBI's taxonomy places the organism in Eukaryota, Metazoa, Rotifera, Eurotatoria, Adinetida, Adinetidae.
AUGACCAUAAAGCGAUUCAUUGUACUGGGUGAUGCUGGUGCUGGUAAAUCGUCGCUCAUUAAUUUUCUAUUCAACUAUUUAAACGGCACAACAAAUGCAGAUCAAGUCUUCAUUGCACGUUCGAAAAUAAAAACUGUCAUACCAUGUGCUAACUGGCUGGACUGUCUUGAUGAAAAGUACACGAAUAAUAUGAGUGAAUCUAACAUUAAUGACCAAACGCAAAGUCAAACUCAAUACUGUACUACUUAUACGAUUUUUCGAGGACCUAACAAGCUGUUGGAAGUAAUCGAUACACCAGGAUUUAAUGAUACACAUGGUGAUGACAUCGAUACGAAGAAUUUAAACAUGAUUGAAAAGGAGCUGAAAAAAAUACCAUUUCUAAACGGAAUAAUUAUGGUCGUCAAUGGUUCUUCUCCGCGUCUUGGUUUAUCAUUCAAGAACUUUCUACAUAUGUUGCAUCAAAUAUGGCCUAACGACUUGAUGAAUAACUGUGUUGCUGUCUUGACGAAUUGUGACCAAUUAAGUGUCAAUUUAGAUCCAGCAGUGCUCGAGCGCGAUCUCAAUGUUAAUGGGAGCAAAACAUUUCAUUUACAAAAUAGUUUAUUUCGAUGGGAUCGAAAACUAGAACCAAUGAAAAAAGUUGCUCGCUUCCGUCAAGAUUUCGAAGACAAUUUAGUAACAAUCGAAUCAUUAUUGGAUAAACUCGAAGAGUUUGAAGAUGUGUCAACAAAAUCGUUUUCAGUCGGCGCGAUUAAAAUCGCACUAAUUGAAAAUUGCAUCCAGCAAUCUAUAUCGAAUAUGAUAGAAUUGCUUGAAAAAUAUAAACAACAGAAACUAGCUGAGGCUGGUAUCGAAGGUGCACAAAACACGAUGGAAAAUAAUAGGCAAUGGGAAAAACAACAUGAGAUCCAUGCUAUUCGUUGGGUUGAGAAUCCAGUCGGCCGAUCGUCUUCGUCGAAACAUUCGCAACAUCAACAACCACAUACGCAUUUUUACAAUGGACAGUAUACAAUCGAUCCGCAUGAUCAUCAGUCAAAUAGACCAAGACCUCAGACUGCAAAUAAUAGACCUACUCGCCUGAGUUCAGAUCCUGGGAUGGGAACUGUGGUGGGUGAAAGUCGUGAUAAUAAAACAACACUAUAUACUGCUCCAGCCACAAAUCAGCAUCCAAAAGCCGAAGGAUCACAGCAGGAGAAAGCUAGCGGAGCACUACAAGACGAAGAGGACUUGGUUAGAUCAAAACUUGCAGAGGAAAUCGGUGGAUCACAGCAUGGAAUGAGAGCGAAUGAGUCACAUACAGAAAUGGGCUUUCGUGGAUCAAACUGUGGACCGAAAGGCAGUAUACCGCAGCAUCGAAGAGGCACCGGUGGUUCAUAUUACGCACAAAACGAUGGUAGAAUAUCUAAUGAUGCUUAUGUUGAUACUCGAAAUAAGAAUGAAAAUAGAUGGGGCGAUGCACACUCGAGAACGCCAUCAUCUGGAAAUCAUUAUGGUUUUAGUAAUUCUGAAGACAAUCGUUCAAGUUCUUCACGUACACCCGUGUAUCAACAGCAACAAACUAAGAUUCAAGUUACAUUACCGGAUAAUGAAGCCCGAGCACAGCAUACAUAUGCCGAACGACAAGAGAGUUCGUUGAAGCGGAGAGCACAGUACUUACAUGAUGAGAAGGAGUCGCUGAAAGGCUCAUUAAGGUCACAGCUAGAUCACUUGCAAAAACAGGUUGCCGAGUUGCGCUCAAUCAACAAAAAAUAUAAUAUUCUUGAAAAGAAUCAUGAUCUACUCAAUUCAUUUAAAGAUAUCAGCAAAUAUAUGGGUGAUGAUCCGUACAUGCUACAGUAUUAUAACGAGACCGUAGCAAUUUUAUCUAAUACCUAA